Messenger RNA from Linum trigynum, 1422 nucleotides. NCBI's taxonomy places the organism in Eukaryota, Viridiplantae, Streptophyta, Magnoliopsida, Malpighiales, Linaceae. The record is from the annotation of a GenBank genome assembly.
AUGAUGGAUUCUGCUCCGAUAACAAAGGAUGAAGUGGUUGAUGGAGCUAAUGAACAAAAAACGGGAGAAACUGGAACUGAAACAGCAAUGGAUGUAGAUGUUCAGAAAAUAACAGUACAACGUGAAAUCGAUGAUGAGAUCAAAAUAUUACCAAGCAAUGAAGAAACGUGGAUGAACCUUCGCUUUGACACAAAAGAUCAUGGAUUGCUGUGGUACAAAGGCUAUGCACAUGAUAAGGGAUUUUCUGUUAGAGAAACAGGAGGGGUUAAGAGAACAAGCAAUAACAAACCGUGUGGAGUUGUAAGAUAUUUUGGGGGUAGAUGCAAUAAGGAAGGUUGGCGAAAAGGUAGUGCAAAUAAUCCAGCAAAUGACGACCAUGUUGACCAACAACCUAGAAGCAGAAUCACCAAAGAGGAUAGAUGGGAUUGCAAAGCAGUGAUACGCUUCCAGCUUGAAGACAGUUCCCAAAAAUACUACAUUUCAAGCUGGUUAGACGAGCAUAAUCAUAAGAUGAUCCCACCAUCAUCAAGACAAUUCAUGAGAUCAAAUAGAACGAUGAAUGAAGUGCAAAAGUUCUUGAUUGACAUGUAUCACAAAGCUGGAAUAUCGAUACAAUCAUCAUUUCAAGCAUUAUGCUUGGCUGCCGGAGGAAGAGAAAAUGUUGGCUUCACACAAAUGGACCACAAGAAUUAUAUCCGUACUAAAAGGCAAAAAAUAAUGAAGUUUGGGGAGGCAACAAUGAUUUAUCAUCAUUUCAAAAGUGAAGCUUCAAUGGACCCAGCUUUCUUUUAUGAGAUCCAAGUUGACAUCAAUGAAGAAAUUGCAAAUCAGCAAAGAAAUCCUAUUGAUAAGAGGAUUGUUAUGGUUGACUUUGUGGAGCGUAAGCUGAUUUGCUCAUGCAAGAUGUUCGAGAAGUGUGGAUGGCUUUGUCGCCAUGUGUUGCGCGCAAUAGAUCACCUCGGCUAUGGAGGACACCCAGAAAUCUUGAAUAUUCACACACGCUACAUAUUAAAGAGGUGGACAUAUGAUGCAAAAUCUGGAGAUUUCACACUACCGGCAGUACAAGAUACAACAGAGAGGGUGUACUGUUCAAGGGUGAAACAACUUACUGGAUCCAUGAAUUUGUUUUCAACACGCACUUGUAUGGAUGAUGACAUAUACAAGAUGCUUGAGGAAGGAAUGCAAGCAUUGAAGAUUCGUGCUGAAUCCAUGAUGCCUGCCAUGAAGUUUGGCCAGCCUAGCACAAGCACAGAAGCAGAAUUGAAUCCAGCAAGUUCAGAGAGUGAACCGCAUUGGGCGAAAGCAUUAAAAGUCAGGACUGAUCCAUUUAAAUCAAGGACAAGGAGGAAGAAUCGAAUUGAAAUCAUUCGAGAAAGGAGAAGACAAACAAAGUUACAAGAAAGGGCAACGGAAGGAAAGUAA